AUGUACUCAAACAAAAUCGAGGGACCACGUAGAGGAAGAUCUUUUGACUCGAUGAACAUUGGCUUUGAGGAAAAACUGCUGAACAAUGAGAUAAACAAAUCAACCUUUACAAAAAUCGAAGAAAACACUGAGAAGAAGAAUACGCCUGAGAAAGGGAGAGCAACAAUAAUCUUUUCCCUCAAGAAUGAAGUGGGAGGACUUGUAAAGGCGCUCAAACUCUUCCAAGAAAAUCAUGUCAACCUUGUGCACAUAGAGUCCAGAAAAUCCAAAAGACGCAACUCCGAGUUUGAAAUAUUUGUGGACUGUGACAGCAACCACGAACAACUGAAUGAAAUCAUCCAGCUGCUUCGGAAGCAUGUGAACGUGGUGGAUAUGGAGCCUCCAGAUAACUCCUGUCUACACGAGGAAGAUAUGUAUGAUGUACCUUGGUUUCCAAAGAAAAUCUCUGACUUGGACAAGUGUGCUAACCGUGUCCUGAUGUACGGCUCUGACUUGGAUGCUGACCAUCCGGGUUUCAAGGACAAUGUCUACCGGAAAAGGAGAAAGUACUUUGCUGAUCUUGCCAUGGCUUAUAAACACGGGGAUCCCAUUCCUCGCAUAGAGUUCACAGAGGAGGAAGUGAAGACAUGGGGUGUAGUGUACAGGGAGCUCAACAAGUUGUACCCGACUCACGCCUGCCGGGAAUACUUGAAGAACCUGCCACUGCUGUCCAAAUACUGUGAAUGUCGGGAGGACAACAUCCCUCAACUGGAAGAUGUCUCACGCUUCCUCAGGGAGCGCACUGGAUUUACCAUCAGGCCUGUGGCAGGUUACCUGUCCCCUCGUGACUUCCUAGCUGGUUUGGCCUUCCGUGUUUUCCACUGCACUCAGUAUGUACGGCACAGCUCCGACCCCUUAUACACCCCAGAGCCGGACACAUGCCAUGAGCUGCUGGGUCACGUCCCGCUGCUAGCAGAGCCCAGCUUCGCCCAGUUUUCUCAGGAGAUUGGUCUUGCUUCACUCGGGGCCUCAGACGACUCAGUUCAGAAACUUGCCACUUGCUAUUUCUUCACGGUGGAGUUUGGCCUAUGCAAACAAGAAGGGCAGCUGCGAGCGUACGGGGCAGGACUGCUGUCCUCCAUCAGUGAGCUUAAGCAUGCACUCUCUGGUAAUGCAAGGAUAAUGCCUUUUGACCCUAAAGUUACAUCCAAACAAGAAUGCAUCAUCACAACAUUUCAGGAUGUCUACUUUGUGUCAGACAGCUUUGAGGAGGCCAAAGUCAAGAUGAGGGAGUUUGCCAAGACCAUCAAGCGUCCCUUCACAGUCCGAUACAACCCCUACACCCAGAGUGUGGAUGUGCUAAAAGAUACUCCCAGCAUUAACAGCGUCGUGGAGGAACUUCGACAUGAGCUUGACAUAGUCGGAGAUGCUCUCAGCCGGCUGAACAAGCAGCUGGGUGUCUGA
Messenger RNA from Scomber scombrus (Atlantic mackerel), 1443 nucleotides. It is a transcript of the gene tph1a, whose product is annotated as tryptophan hydroxylase 1 (tryptophan 5-monooxygenase) a. Lineage: Eukaryota; Metazoa; Chordata; Actinopteri; Scombriformes; Scombridae. The transcript has 11 exons. The record is from RefSeq and is a predicted model, not a curated record. Gene Ontology annotation, cellular component: neuron projection. Gene Ontology annotation, molecular function: iron ion binding; tryptophan 5-monooxygenase activity. Gene Ontology annotation, biological process: aromatic amino acid metabolic process; serotonin biosynthetic process. Bases 1 to 1443 code for a protein of 480 amino acids.